Messenger RNA from Necator americanus (New World hookworm), 402 nucleotides. RefSeq lists its product as uncharacterized. The transcript has a single exon. NCBI's taxonomy places the organism in Eukaryota, Metazoa, Nematoda, Chromadorea, Rhabditida, Ancylostomatidae. The record is from RefSeq and is a predicted model, not a curated record. The coding region runs from base 1 to 402 and encodes 133 amino acids.
AUGAUGAAGCCUCAACACGACGCUACCUUCUCACGCAUGAACAAAAUCGAUGGCUGGGGAUCUUUGGAGGCCGAGGGAAAAAUAUUCAUAACGAUAGAGCCUCAACACGACGCUACCUUCUCACGCAUGAACAAAAUCAAUGACUGGGGAUCUUUGGAGGCCGAGGGAAAAAUAUUAAUAAUGAUGAAGCCUGAACACGACGCUUCCCCCUCAAUCGCCCCCAAAAUCGAUGACUGGGGAUCUUUGGAGGCCGAGGGAAAAAUAUUAAUAAUGAUGAAGCCUGAACACGACGCUACCUUCUCACGCAUGAACAAAAUCGAUGGCUGGGGAUCUUUGGAGGCCGAGGGAAAAAUAUUAAUAAUGAUGAAGCCUCAACACGACGCUACCUUCUCAAUCGCAUGA